Acanthopagrus latus (yellowfin seabream) is the source of this 1963-nucleotide messenger RNA. RefSeq names its product dual oxidase 2 (gene duoxa). The record is from RefSeq and is a predicted model, not a curated record. The coding region runs from base 436 to 1401 and encodes 321 amino acids. Gene Ontology annotation, cellular component: endoplasmic reticulum membrane. Lineage: Eukaryota; Metazoa; Chordata; Actinopteri; Spariformes; Sparidae. Gene Ontology annotation, biological process: protein transport. The transcript is spliced from 10 exons.
AACGUUAAACGAGUCAAGAGACUGUACAUGCUGCCAACUCACAUUCACUGAAACAGAGCACCAGAGCACAGAUACUCCAAACCCAGUUACGCAAAUCCAUUGAUGCGAGAGAUGCUCCUCGGCUCAGUCUUCAGCCAAGAGGAGUGAAGGGCUUCAGAAAAGACAAAGUGGAGCUCAUCUUGUAAGAGAAGAUGAAUCAGAGUCUUACCUGCUGUAAGUGAGGCUGAAAUGUAGUGCAGAGGUGGUGCAGCAGCGGUGGCAGCACAAUUGCAGAUUUCCAGUGAAUGCAUCCUCCUCCCCAGUGACACAAAAGGGACCGAUGGUAUAAAAGAAGUGUAUGUUCCCCUCAGCAUUCACACUUCACUUCACCUCUCCUUCAGGUCCUCGUCGUUCAGCUUUUCAGUCUCAGGUGUGUCGGUAAGAUCAGGAGCGAAGAUGACUUUCUACGAUGACAUUUACCCAUUCUACAUCUUACAAAGGACCUCCUUCAUCUUCAGUGGCCGCUUGCUCACCAUUAUUCUGGUCUUCCUUGUGCUAGCAGUCAGUCUUCUUCUCAUUCUGCCAGGGAUACGAGGGAAGUCGAGGCUGUUCUGGAUGUUCAGAAUAAUUAUCAGCUUGUUCAUAGGUGUGGUGAUAGUGGCGCUCAACUUCACCAACGACUGGGCCGAGGCCAGAAUGACCACUAAUGCCACCUACAAGUCUUUCAGCAACGCAGUGGUUAACGCUGAGAUCGGCUUGCACGUUGGACUCUAUGGCAUUAAUGUUACACUGAAAGGGAAGCCUGUCAUACAGUUCAAUGAGACCAUUGACUACAAUGAGAUGUUCAGCUGGCAUGACUCCAUUGAAGAAGAAUAUGAGGAGGCUCUGGAGAAAGGUUUACCCAACCCCAUCCUGUACAUCGCUGAGAAAUUCACCCUGAGAAGCCCUUGUGGACUCAUCUAUCAGUACAGAUACUCUGGACGAUACGCCUCUGCAACCCUCUGGACAGCGUUUUGCUGCUGGUUGCUCGCCAACAUCCUCUUCUGCAUGCCGGUCAUUCUGUACGCCGGGUACAUGAUGUUGGCCACCGCUGCCUUCAUCUUCUUCUCCAUGGCCUCAUUCUCCACCAUCAUGAACGUGCCACAGUGUGUUUUCUCCAUUGGAGCCGACUCCUUUGAAACUGAGUACAGCCAUUCAUUCUGGCUGGCUCUGGCUACAGGUGUGCUGUGCACCAUUAUCGGGAUUCUGGUGGUGAUGCUUAACUUUUUUGUGCCGGAGAAGAUUAAGGAGGCCUUCAGCGUCGGCGUCGACAGUUAUGAGGAUGAAGACGUUUCUUACGGGGAAGGCUACCUGAAUACAGUUUUCCUUGAUGGAGUGACGAUUUCCCCAACAACAUCAAAAGUCACAGCGGAACAUAUAUGAAGUCUUCCGCGAGCUUUUCCAGCCAAUACUUGAAGAUUUUUUUCUCUGAAUGUGUUACAGAUGUAGUAUCAAAUUUCAAACCAGUUUUAAUUAACUAUGUGAGCCUGUAAGUUUUAUGUGUUAUUGGUGGUUUAACUGUAAAUAGUUGUGUAUUUGUGAAGUUCACUGUCAUAGUGCAGUAGUUUGUAAGUUGUAUGGGAUCCAUACAAUGUGUAUAUACACUGAUCAAUAUCUGUUAGGGGUCUGUCAUUGUUAAACUCUUUUUUUCAUUGGAAAUGAAAGAUGAGACAUAAUAAUUCUUAAUCUGAUGUCUGAUUACGUUGACGUUUAAUGCAAUGCCGGCACAGCGUCACCAUGACAACAGCCCUUGGUGUAAUUUAUGCACAGAUUCUGAGCGGCGUCAGUGAGCUUCUGAGAGGCAAAUAAAUGUGAAAAACACAAACAAGGAAGUAUGAAAACCAGACUGCUUGGAUAAUUGAUUUAUCUCUAAUCCAGGCAAAUGAACGUCAUGUCUGUUUGUACUUUCUGUAGUAACACCUCAAUAAAAUGAAACAAACAACAA